AACAAACACUGCAAGGUUUUUUUAAUCUGUGCAAUAACUUAAAAGUGCAUUCUAAAAUAAAAUAAAUGUUUUCCUAAUUUUUGCUUAUUAAUAAAAAUAGGUGAAGAAAUGAGCUUAAAAAUGACUAUUUCAAUAAAUAAAACAUAAUGUCAUACAAAUUCCAUCAUCAAUUAUCAUCUACAGGUAGAUGGCGCUAUCUAUGAGCUCGCUAUGCUAUUUGAGAGAAGGGGCACGUUAGCCUUAAGUGGAACAAAAUUGAUGACAGGAACGGAGAAAAGCUUUGCCUAGCAAUUGGAAAAUAUCGGCUUACAGCGUUUGAAGACCUUUGAUGUUAGCAAUGCGAGCUCUUCCAGGACCUGGUAAUGUGGUUAAAGAGUACACCGAUGACCAACGGCAAGGCGAAAUGGGUGAGAAGGUGUUGAUGUUGGCGCCGUUGGUGCUCCUAGUUUUAGGAAGCGUUGAUGCUCAACGCUACCACAACUACUAUGCCCGCAACUACCUGGGCCGUGACCUGUACGAGCACGGGCGCUCGAUCUCCGACAACCUGGUGACGUGCGGGCCUCACACCUGCGGCUCGGGAGCGCACUGCAUCCACGGCAGCGUGCGGCCCGUCUGCGCCUGCCUGCCUGGAUACUCCGGCGAUGCGCUUACCACCUGCGUCAAGAUCGAAUGUAUCGACAACAGCGAGUGCCGCAGCCACCAAAGCUGUGUGAACCAGCACUGUAUCGACCCCUGCGUUGGGGCCUGCGGAGUCAAUGCUAACUGCGAUGUCCGCAACCACAUCCCCGUCUGUACUUGCCCCGCUGGUUAUACCGGCAACCCCUUCAGCUCUUGCAGAAUCGCCGACCCAGAAGAAGCUUGCCACCCAUCUCCCUGUGGAGCCAACACCCACUGCCACGUCGCCAACAACCAAGCCAUCUGUACCUGUCUGCCUGGAUACAGGGGUAGUCCGCUAACUGGUUGCCACCACGAGUGCGAGUCUGACGGCGAGUGCGGCGCCCAGCAGUCGUGUCGCGACUUCAAGUGUGUGAGCCCCUGCAGCGACUGCGGAGUCAACGCCGACUGCGAGACCGUUGCCGCCCACCGCGCCAUCUGCAAGUGCCCUAGGGGUUACCACGGCGAUCCCUACAGGAUCUGUUCCGCGGAAUGUACCUCAGACGGCGAGUGCCCCAGCUACAAGCCCGCUUGCAUCUACAACGCCUGUGUGGACCCCUGUAUCAACGCCUGCGGAACCAACGCCGAGUGCCAUCUCCGUGGACUGACCCCAGUCUGCUCCUGCCCACGAAACAUGACCGGAGACCCCUUCUCCUACUGCAGGCCUUUCGAAGCCCGUGACCUUUGCGAGCCCAACCCUUGCGGUGCUAACGCCAAGUGCACUCCCGGACACGACCGCACUGGGGCCGAGCGGCCCGUGUGCACCUGCCCUACUGGCUACAUCGGCAACGCUCUUGUAUCUUGUGAACGCGGUGAAUGUGAGCUGGACUCCCAGUGCGCAGACCACUUAGCCUGCGUUGGUUACCGUUGCGUAGACCCCUGCCUUGGCAACACUCAGUGCGGCUCUGGAGCCGUCUGUAUGGCUCGCAGACACAUUGCUGUCUGCACUUGUCCCAAUGGACGCAACGGUGAUGCUCUAGUCAACUGUUACGACUCCCAGUCAGUGGUAGCCACUGGCCGCUACUACAGGUUCAAGCGUGAUGGCAACUACACCAGCCAGCCUGAAGCCGACGCUCCCAAGGAGGUCGAAGCCCCCGCCGCCGUCGUCACAGAACUCAAGGCAGAAACUAAAAUGACCGUUGAAGACAAAAAAGAAUAAAAUAGCUGACCCCUGAACUCGACUAAAACAAAUAGUAUAAAGCUGACAGACACCAUUUGACAUUUCAGGAUGUUUGUCGUAGUUCCACUGCUUUCAUAAAAAAAAAACAAGUUUUUUUCAGAAAGCAUUGGUUUUAACUUUCAAUUCGAUGAGCAAACAAACUUUUUUAUCUGAUUUUUUUUAUAAUAACGCUCUCUUUUUCUAUUGUUUUAUGAAACAAAAAGAAGAGAAAUGUUGUACUAGUAAUUUAGUUGUUUAUUUAUUACAAAUUGAAUUGAAAGUUUGAACCGGUCAUGAUGCGUUUUUGCAAGUAUUAUGACGCCAUUAUCCACUAUUCGUUUUAUACUGAGUAAAACCGAUUAAAUAAAAAAGCUGUCUAGCUAAGUUUUUGGAUGAAAAUGAUUACUAAUAAACAAACUGCCAAUUUCAA
Trichoplusia ni (cabbage looper) is the source of this 2243-nucleotide messenger RNA. It is a transcript of the gene aspr, whose product is annotated as neurogenic locus notch homolog protein 3. The transcript has 13 exons. The record is from RefSeq and is a predicted model, not a curated record. Bases 329 to 1813 code for a protein of 494 amino acids. NCBI's taxonomy places the organism in Eukaryota, Metazoa, Arthropoda, Insecta, Lepidoptera, Noctuidae.